ACUUAGCGCUGAGAGCCGAGAGCAAUAGCCGCUGGCACUGGGGCCUGGGCUCUUAAGUGCUUGGAGACAGGUUGCCAAGGUCGGGUUGUGGAAGCCACUAACUCGCCCCUCCGGGUUUAAUGCUCUGAGCUGGGGCGCAGAGGAGCUUAGAGUAGACCGGACGCUGCAGCCGCGGAGCUGCACCAGGGACGACGAAGGCGGAGCCGGCUUUUCCGUCGGCUGACUCAGGCCGGCGCGGCGCGCCUUUAAGGCGUCCGGCUGAGCCGGGCGCGGGGAACCGAGCGACGCGGGCACGAGCGCAGCUGCCGGACGCGAGCGCGGCUGGGGGACGAGGACUGGCCUCUGGAUCCCGCGGCACUUUCCGGGCGCCUGAGGUCAGGUCAGAAUCUCAUUUUCAGCUUCUGCCAGGGCCAGGAGCAGUUGGGAAAGAAGGCUGUGUUCUUUGAAGACCCUGCAGGUGUCUGCCAGCCUUAAAGAGCAGGAUGGAUCUUGAUGUGGUCAACAUGUUUGUGAUCGCAGGUGGGACGCUGGCCCUCCCCAUCCUGGCAUUUGUAGCCUCAUUUCUCCUUUGGCCGUCAGCGCUGAUAAAGAUCUAUUACUGGUACUGGCGGAGAACGUUGGGCAUGCAGGUCUGCUAUGUUUACCAUGAAGAUUAUCAGUUCUGUUAUUCCUUCCGGGGCAGGCCGGGGCACAAACCUUCCAUCCUCAUGCUCCAUGGAUUCUCUGCACAUAAGGAUAUGUGGCUCAGUGUGGUCAAGUUCCUUCCAAAGAACCUGCACUUGGUCUGCGUGGACAUGCCGGGACAUGAGGGUACCACCCGGUCCUCCCUGGAUGACCUGUCCAUAGAUGGUCAAGUAAAGAGGAUACACCAGUUUGUAGAAUGCCUCAAGCUGAACAAAAAACCCUUCCACCUCAUAGGUACCUCCAUGGGUGGCCAUGUGGCUGGGGUAUAUGCUGCUUACUACCCUUCAGAUGUCUGCAGUCUAAGUCUUGUAUGCCCUGCUGGCCUGCAGUACUCAACUGAUAAUCAAUUUAUACAGCGGCUCAAAGAACUGCAGGACUCGGCCGCCAUAGAGAAGAUCCCCUUGAUCCCAUCCACUCCAGAAGAGAUGAGUGAAAUGCUCCAGCUCUGCUCCUAUGUCCGCUUCAAGGUGCCCCAGCAGAUCCUGCAAGGCCUUGUUGAUGUCCGAAUCCCUCAUAACAACUUCUACCGAAAGCUGUUUUUGGAAAUCGUCAGUGAGAAGUCAAGAUACUCCCUCCAUCAGAACAUGGACAAGAUCAAGGUCCCAACGCAGAUCAUUUGGGGAAAACAAGACCAGGUGCUCGACGUGUCUGGGGCAGACAUGCUGGCCAAGUCGAUUGCCAACUGCCAGGUGGAACUUCUGGAAAACUGUGGGCACUCAGUGGUGAUGGAGAGGCCCCGGAAGACAGCCAAGCUCAUUGUCGACUUCUUAGCUUCUGUGCACAACACAAGCAACAACAAGAAGCUGGACUGAGGCCCCACGACCGCAGCCUGCAUUUGGCACUGAGCAUCUGCCCCCAUCUCCAAAAUCUGACGCGGCCACCACUUCUCAGGGAUCCUGCCCCAAACGCGGUCAGAGAGCCAGCAUCCCUGAGGAAGCCAGUCCCCUAUCCCCAGUCUCAACAGAUCCACAGAGCUUCGGGAGCCACGAGCAGAUCUCCAAGAUAUUUUUCACAAUGUAGAAACUCACAUGGAACAAAAUUAAGAAAACCCAGCCAUGAAAUCUACCCAGAAGUCUUCAAGUUCAUGUUGCAAAGCCGCUGCCUUGGACCCUAAUCACCGAGACCGUUUUCUUUCAAAACAUCCCUCACAGACUGAGACUUGAGGUUUUUCUGUUGCUUCAACAUCCUCCCCUGCAUGGUCAGUGGCUGUUUUAGGAGCAUUAGUCUCCAUUUGCUGAGCUCCUCUUGUCUAUGUCUAGUUUAAGUUUUAUGUUAGAGACCCCUAUAUGAAUGCAGUUUGUCAGCUGCAAGAUCAGGGAGGGAAACAGCAAGCUAUGAAAAAUAUUAACAUGCGAGGAGGGGUGUGUUUCCACUGCUGCCAGCCCUCCCACCUGCCAGAGCAGUGGGGAACACAGGUGGGUGGUUUGAUGGGCCCCCACAUAUCAGCUCCAUCACGAGGGAGCCUAGAACAGUCACAGUGUGAAGAGCACCCGGCAGGGUGGGUUUCCUGGGAAUAACUUAUUAUUUUUAAAAAUAGGACUAAUAAAGCAAUAAUGUUCUAGACAUCUGUAUCUAAAUAAUCACACAAAAGCACCUCGUGGGCCUCGUGUCUAUCUUGCUGUGCUACUGAAGACCCUUGGGUGUAAAAUACUAGUUUGUUAAUGAAUUCUGUGAAUUCUGUGAACAGUAAUGUGAUUGAAAAUAAGUCUAAACAGCUGUAAAAGUGAUCACAAUGACAUGACAUAAAUUUAAUAAAUCUAGAUCAGCAACAUGCA
Neofelis nebulosa (Clouded leopard) is the source of this 2459-nucleotide messenger RNA. RefSeq names its product abhydrolase domain containing 6, acylglycerol lipase (gene ABHD6). The transcript has 10 exons. Gene Ontology annotation, molecular function: catalytic activity. Lineage: Eukaryota; Metazoa; Chordata; Mammalia; Carnivora; Felidae. The record is from RefSeq and is a predicted model, not a curated record. The coding region runs from base 483 to 1496 and encodes 337 amino acids.